Molecule: messenger RNA, 416 nt
Organism: Ostrinia furnacalis (Asian corn borer)
Lineage: Eukaryota; Metazoa; Arthropoda; Insecta; Lepidoptera; Crambidae
Product: coiled-coil domain-containing protein 103
Exons: 3
Coding region: 97-351 (84 amino acids)
Biological process (GO): epithelial cilium movement involved in extracellular fluid movement; inner dynein arm assembly; determination of left/right symmetry
Cellular component (GO): outer dynein arm
Source: RefSeq, a predicted model, not a curated record
UGGCGAUGGUUUUGAUCAGCUGGACGGGGUCAGCUUUCAUGGAAGACAUGUUGCAGAUCGAAGCCUGAGGGUGUAAUUUGUGAUUAUCAAAUUAAAAUGAAUAAGCCAUUGAGCGCAGAUGAUAUUGCGGCCAUGGAGAGCCAGUUGCGGGACUGUGUGGCGGAAGACAGAAAGCACUGGCAGAUCAACGAUGUGAAAUGUGAUGCCAUUCACACUGCCAAGUCUUAUGAGGAGUUUGCGGACCGCGUAGCAGCAGCGCACUUGCGACCUUUGGAGAAAAGUGACUUUAAGAACAAAGCCAAAAGAAGCUGGAACCAGUAUGCAGCGAAAGAAAAGGAAGACCAAGAAUAGUGGCAUAUUGUGUUAAUUAUAACGUGUGGUUCAGUAUUUAUUUAGAAUUAGAAUGCACCAUUUAA